This is a messenger RNA of Klebsormidium nitens, 973 nucleotides long. The record is from the annotation of a GenBank genome assembly. NCBI's taxonomy places the organism in Eukaryota, Viridiplantae, Streptophyta, Klebsormidiophyceae, Klebsormidiales, Klebsormidiaceae.
UCGAAGAGCAAUUUGGCCGGACUUCAAGAAAACUGGGUGCGGACUCCGAGGCCCGACAUUGCAACUUGCACUGGCAGCUGACAGUGAGACAGUCAAAGGGACAUUUGAGAGCUAGAUUGCAAAUUGUGAUUGAACAGUUGCCCUUGCGGCUUCACAUGGGUAGUCUUUAUAAUCUGUGACAAUUUGCCUCCACAACUUGAUCAGGGCUGUGCUCCAUUCUCCAGUCUUCGCUGCGUCCCCGACCCGGUGGCGCAAUGCAUACUUUCUUGUACCGGACCAACUCGCUGCUUACGUUUGUUGCAUCGGUGCUUGUCGUGCUCUGCAUCCUCGCCUCCAUCACGGACUACUUCCAUCGCGACAGUGCGGUGGUGGCGGUGGAUAUUGUCCAGGUCGACAGGUUCCAGGUGUCGCAGGCGGGCAAUGACGAGGCCUUUCUCGCCUUCAACAUCUCUGCAGAUCUUCGGAGCGUCUUCACAUGGAACACAAAGCAGCUGUUUGUCUUUCUCGCUGUCGAGUAUGCAACCCCGGAGAACGCCGUGAACCAGGUAUCAGUGUGGGACCGGAUCAUCGAGCGACGCGAGGAUGCGCUCAUUGCACUGCCUCGGGUGCAGAACAAGUAUCGCCUGGUGGAUCAGGGGCGGAAUAUGAGGGGUCGAGAUUUGAACUUGACCAUGUACUGGAACGCAAUGCCGAAAAGUGGUAGGAUUUAUACUGGACAGAAGACUUUGACAGGUUACCGACUACCUGACACGUAUUCAUAAAUCUCCAUUGACGAGUCUUUCGAAAGUGCAUGAGCAAAAGUGAAUUUGAUUCAGGCCGUCGUUCCUGUAAGUGGCUAUAAGAGGCAGUCGUUCCAACGGGCAUGCACGUCAGCAUUCAGAGAGCUAGUAUGCGAUCUUGUCCCUGGUAAGCUCGACUCUGCUUGUGGAGGUGAUGUUCGAGCCUAAGUGAAGAUUGAUCGCCGUAGUGCGCC